This is a messenger RNA of Saccharomyces paradoxus, 714 nucleotides long. It is a transcript of the gene ERG29, whose product is annotated as Erg29p. The record is from RefSeq and is a predicted model, not a curated record. Bases 1 to 714 code for a protein of 237 amino acids. NCBI's taxonomy places the organism in Eukaryota, Fungi, Ascomycota, Saccharomycetes, Saccharomycetales, Saccharomycetaceae. The transcript has a single exon.
AUGUCGUUAAAGGAUAAGUAUCUAGAUCUCGAAUCAAAUUUAAUAGAUAAACUACAAAAGUUGCCAUAUGUUCAUCAAUUUAUCCACGAUCGAAUAAGUGGCAGAAUCACUCUCUUUUUGAUAGUGGUUGGAACGCUUGCAUUUUUCAACGAACUGUAUAUCACCAUUGAAAUGAGCCUCCUACAAAAGAACACAUCAGAAGAACUAGAGCGCGGAAGAAUCGAUGAAAGUUUGAAGCUUCAUCGGAUGCUAGUGAGUGAUGAAUAUCACGGUAAAGAGUACAAAGAUGAGAAAAGCGGGAUCGUUAUCGAAGAGUUCGAAGAUCGCGAUAAAUUUUUUGCAAAACCUGUGUUUGUGUCGGAGCUGAAUGUUAAAUGUAAUGUGGUUGUAGAUGGGAAAGAAAUUUUGUCCACCCCGUUAAAAUUCCAUGUCGAGUUUUCUCCAGAAGAUUAUGAAAAUGAAAAAAGACCUGAAUUUGGCACCACCUUACGUGUAUUGAGGCUGAGACUUUACCAUUACUUCAAAGAUUGCGAAAUAUAUCGCGAUAUAAUCAAGAACGGGGACGGUGAAGGGGCAAGAAAGUUCACGAUUUCCAAUGGUGUCAAAAUUUACAAUCAUAAAGAUGAACUACUGCCAGUGAAUAUUGACGAUGUUCAAUUAUGUUUCUUAAAGAUUGAUACGGGGAACACGAUAAAAUGCGAAUUUGUAUUAUGA